Molecule: messenger RNA, 639 nt
Organism: Trichoderma harzianum CBS 226.95
Lineage: Eukaryota; Fungi; Ascomycota; Sordariomycetes; Hypocreales; Hypocreaceae
Exons: 1
Coding region: 1-639 (212 amino acids)
Source: RefSeq, a predicted model, not a curated record
AUGGAAAACGCAGCUUCAUCACCUCCCACGCCCGUGGAACAACCUUCAAGUCCUCCCAAGGAGCCCCGUCCAUGGAGGUGGAAGUGCCAUGAAUGCAAUUGUCGGCAUCGCCUCUCCUGCACCCGGCGAUGCCUAAACUGCGGCCACACGCUCUGCUUUGCCUAUGAAGGAGACUCAAAAAAGACUCCGGGAUGUACUGUAUCCUUUGAUUAUAGCCAUUGGAUAAAGUACAUCAGAUGGCGCCGCCGAAUGCAAGAGCAGAGGGCCUUCAAUACGGAGGACCAAGCCAACCCCCCCGCUGAACAGACAGAAGAUUCAGAGGCAGAUGAGCCACAAAACACGGUCAAGAAACUCAAUUUAAGGACUAUGCUGAGGAACGGCACAUACAGCUGCUUCGACCAUUGCAUCUUCCCAGGCUACUGCGUCCGAAAGCUGAGAGGAAUGGAACAAGAACAAGCCUCAGCAUGGGCACCACCAACGCGAUCAUCAGCAAGGAUAAAGCUAAAAGUUCCAAAUUUGGGCAAAAAGGAUAAGCUAAGCAAAACAAUGCCGAGGAGGCAUAGACCAAGAAGACGUCACAGCUUCCAGAAGAAGCCGUCUCCUCUAAGCCAAGUGUGGCAGCUCGAAAGCGAUUCUUAG